Molecule: messenger RNA, 5043 nt
Organism: Eriocheir sinensis (Chinese mitten crab)
Lineage: Eukaryota; Metazoa; Arthropoda; Malacostraca; Decapoda; Varunidae
Product: phospholipid-transporting ATPase ABCA3-like
Exons: 26
Coding region: 1-4800 (1599 amino acids)
Biological process (GO): lipid transport; transmembrane transport
Cellular component (GO): membrane; intracellular membrane-bounded organelle
Molecular function (GO): ATP hydrolysis activity; ABC-type transporter activity; ATP binding
Source: RefSeq, a predicted model, not a curated record
AUGUCGAAGACCUGCCAGAUGUUCCAGGACUCCCAGAGCAACUUAUUGAGAUAUAUCAAUUACAUAAUUUCAUUGUCUCUGACAGGGUACACAGACAGGGGAUUUACACUUCUGCAAAACUGGAUUGAUCGCUUCUACAUCGCAAAGGUGACGGACAACAUGAGCUACAUAGAUGACUUUCAGGUUGAGGUUGAGCCGUACCCGUACCCUCCUUACUCGGACGACAAUGGCAUGAGUCAGUUGUACGGCUCGAUGUUGCCCUCCUACAUGAUCCUUGCCUUCGUUCUCCUCUCCCCGUCCCUCAUCAAGAACAUCGUCCACGAGAAAGAGACGGGAGUUAGGGAGCUGAUGCGGCUGAUGGGGAUGAACAGGUGGCUGAUGUGGCUGGGGUGGUUUCUGCACGCUCUGGUGGUGGUGGUGCUGGUGGCAAGCAUCGGAACCAUCAUGAUCACCGUCAACCUGCAUUCCCGCGGCAAGGUGAUACCCCCCAUCAUCUACUACAGCGAUCCUUCCUUCGUGUGGGUGAUGCUCACACUGUAUGGAAUAUGCGCAAUCACCUUCUGCCUUGCCGUCUCGACGCUCUUCAGCAGGCCUACUCUAGCCACCACGCUGGGCAUCCUGAUCUGGCUCUUCUCCUACUCCAUCCCAAACAGCUUUAUCUACUUCAAUUACAACGAGUGGAGUCUUGGCCCCAAGCUGCUGGUUUGUCUCUUUCCCAACAUGGCAAUGACACUUGGCUUCAGGGUGAUGGCGAUGUUUGAGGGCAGAGCGCUUGGCAUCCAGUGGAACAACAUGUGGGACACAGGGAACCCGCGUGACGAGCUCACACCCGCCAUGAUCCUGCUGAUGCUGGUGUUAGACAUUCUGCUUUACUUGCUGCUGAUGUGGUACGUGGACCAGGUCAGCCCUGGCAAGUACGGCGUGCCGCUCCCCUUCUACUUCCCGCUGCAGAAGAGCUACUGGUGCGGCUCCCGGCCCGUGGCCAUGACGAGUGCUGCUCCAGACACUGACGAUGAGGCGCGGCAAUACUUCGAGGAGGAGCCGGAGGGACUGAAGCCAGGCAUCGUGAUAAAGAACUUGCGGAAAGAGUUCCGGACACUGGGAAGGAAGGUGAAGGUGGCGGUGGAGGACGUGUCCAUGACGUGUUACGAGGGCCAGUGCACCGUGUUGCUGGGCCACAACGGCGCCGGCAAGACCACCACCAUGUCCGUCCUUACAGGCGUUUAUGCUCCGAGCGGGGGCCAGGCUGAGUUGGGUGGCUGGAACAUCGCAACACACCUGCAAGAGGCGCGGGAGGAGCUAGGUCUGUGUCCGCAGCACAAUAUGCUUUUCAUCCACCUCAACGUGAUGCAGCACCUACUCUUCUUCGGCCGGCUGAAAGGACUGACAACCAAAGCUGCGCGAGAGGAGGCUGCGGUACUUCUCGAGAAGCUGGACUUGAUGGACAAGCAGGACAUGUUUGGUGACCAACUGUCCGGCGGCAUGAAGAGGAAACUGUCUCUUGCCAUUUCCCUCAUUGGCGGCUCUAAGGUCGUGAUUUUGGACGAGCCGAGCAGCGGACUGGACCCGGAGUCUCGGCGGUGGGUGUGGAACGUGGUGCAGGGCGAGCGUGGCCGCCGCACCAUCCUGGUCACCACCCACCACAUGGAGGAGGCGGACGUGCUGGGCGAUCGCGUCGCCAUCAUGGCCUCCGGCAAAGUGGUCUGUGCAGGGUCCACGCUCUUUCUCAAGAACAAGUUCGGUGACGGUUACACCCUAGAGAUAAUUGCGACGGAAGACUGCAAUGUAGAUCAAGUUAAUAACGAGGUGAAAAAGCACAUGCCGGAGGCCGUUCUCACUUCUUCACAAAGAGGGGAAAUGACAUUCAAAUUGCCGCCAGACACAUCUCUCUUUGCACCUCUCGUUGACAGUCUCUCACAUCGAAAAGAGGAGCUGGGACUGAAGCACUUUGGACUCUCCCUCACCACUAUGGAACAAGUCUUCUUAGGACUCAGCAAGGUGAUGGAAAAUGACGAAACGAAGCCGCCAAAGGUUUCCACGGUAGAUGAUGAAGACCAUAGCCAUCACACCGAUGACGGUGACAACAUAGAAAGUGGAGUCGCUGCCGGCAGCCGCCACCAUCUGGCUGACAGUGAGUGGCACAGACUGACAGGGACAGCGCUUCUAUUCCACCGUAUCAAGGCUUUCUUCAUCAAGAGAUUCUUAUACACCAUUAGAAAGUGGCCUCUCUUCAUCACUCAGGGUCUGGUACCAGUGGUGGUGACCAUCGCCUGUCUGCUGGUGGACGGGAAUAUUGACUUUUUAACUGCUCAAGAACCCUCACUCCCUCUGACCCUUUCCAUCUACGAGAAGACUUUCUCUUUGGUGAAUGCCGAUGAAAAUCUCAAAAACCUUGAACAUCAAUACGUAAGCCUCUUCGACGACUACCACGAGGUAACGGAUACAGAGAACGUAACCGUCAGCCUACUGCAAUUCGCUGAGGACAAUCUUUCCAAGUACCGUGAACAACAAGUGUUCUCGGCCAGUUUUCUGGAGAGAGAGGAUCAUGCAGCCCUCAAGGUAUGGGCCCAGACGAUCCCCUACCACGCUGUAGGCAUCGGCACCACCCUGGUGACGAAUGCGCUGCUCCGCCACGCCACCAACUCCACCGGCUACAAAUACUCCAUUACCACCAGCAACUACCCACUACCCACUAACACGAUGUGGCAGUUCACAUCAGAAUUUUCCGUCAGCGCUGUGAUCUACCCAAGUUUGAUGUCCCUCGCCCUAGCUUUUCUCUCUGCGUCCUACCUGGUUUUUCCUCUACAGGAGCGAGAAAGCAACAGCAAACAAGUGCAAGUGAUGACGGGUGCACCUAUAUGGGCUCUGUGGACUACCAACUUAUUGUGGGACAUGGCCACAUACAUGGUGACCAUGAUCCUCAUCCUCAUCGCCUUCAUGGCCCUCGACCCUCGAGAGUAUUUUACCAUGGACGCAGCCCCGGGCGCUCUGGUGCUGCUGCUAUUGGUGUACGGCUGGAGCAGUAUCCCUUUCGCCUACUUGUUUAGCUUCCCCUUCCAGACGGCUGCUGCAGGAUUUGCCGUUCUCACUUUCAUUUGCCUCGUGGCAGGUGAGUUGAUGGUAGCCGUAGUGGCGGGGCUGAGACUCGCUAAGAACCCGUCCCUUGAUCUGGCUAGCAACAUCAUACACUGGAUCACGUCUCUCAUCCCUUCAUACCCAGUUGCUGAUGGCUUUAGUAAGAUCGUCAAGACGAGUGUACACAACAUCAAAUGUGACAGAUUUGACGGUGAAUCAACGGACGAGCUAUGCAUGAUCCUCUUCGACAGCCAGCCAGACAGCGAAUUUUUGCAGUGUUGUCUGAACCCGCCCGCUGCUCCACUGUGCAAGAAUUCUUCGACUGGGAUAUGCUUCGAAACUCAGUCAUACUUUGCAAUGGGUGAUUCUGGGCUGGGCAUUACCUUGCUGUCGCUCUUCGUUGACGGUCUCAUCUUCUUUGCUGUGAUCGCCCUCAUCGAGGCAGGCGUCGGAAGAAAGUUUAUGCAAUGGUUCCGCUCCCUCAGUGUUUUUCACCGUCCACUGCUGCUGCAGUCUUUCCAAGAUGUUGCACUAGACGAUGAUGUUGUGGCUCAGGCAAACUUGGUUGGCUCUCUGAUGCACGAAGUGAAAGGGGACGUGAAGCUCACGGAAGCUUCCCAGGACACGACAUUGUUGGUGCAUAACCUAACCAAGAGGUAUCCCGGGUGUCUCAUACACGCCGUCAAAGACAUCAGCUUUCGUGUUGGUCGGGGGGAGUGUCUCGGUUUGCUGGGGGUCAACGGUGCUGGCAAGACGUCUACCUUUAAGAUGCUGACAGGCGACGAAAUUGUCACUGCGGGAGAUGCCAAAAUAGGCAGUCUGUCUCUUACCCACAAUAGGAGAGAGUUUUUGCAACAAAUCGGCUACUGCCCUCAGUUCGACGCACUCAUGGGAGAUUUGACGGGGAUAGAGAUGCUGCAGCUGAUGGGUCGUUUAAGAGGGAUGAAAGAAAGCCAACUGAAGAAAACUAUUCCAUCCUUGGUAGAUCACGUUGGGCUAACAGAGUGCGCGCAGCGGCCCUCCUCCACCUAUUCCGGUGGCAACCGCCGCAAGCUGUCCACAGCCAUGGCCCUGAUCGGGGAGCCCGCUCUGGUGUUCCUGGACGAGCCCACCUCCGGUGUGGACCCCGUCUCCCGCCGCCGUGUAUGGGGGGCCGUCAGCCAGGCGGUGGCCGGCGGGCAAAGUGUGCUGCUCACCAGUCACUCUAUGGAGGAGUGCGAGGCGCUCUGUUCCCGCAUCAUUAUCAUGUCGCGCGGGACGCUGCGCUGCGUCGGCACCUCGGGCCACCUCAAGGCCAAAUUCGGUCAAGGCUACAGCCUGCAGGUCAAACUGAAGACACACGGUUUUGACAAGACAAACAAAGAAGAAGAUGAUCGCCUCUAUAAUAUGAAAGUGGAAGAACUGAAAGGCGCAAUCCACCAUCACUUGCCGGGAUCUACACUCACCGACCAACACAAGGGCAUGCUGGCCUACCGUGUGCCGAGCACCGUCACCUGGGGCACCCUGUUCACCGUGAUGGAGGCGCUCAAGACUGGCAAGGACCCGAUGAACCCCAACGAUGAGGCUCCGUCACCUACGGUCUCACUGCCCAUCGUGGAAGUGUACGCUGCUUCAGACACGUCACUAGAGCAAGUGUUUUUGUCUUUUGCAAGAGAAGCCGCAGAAGGGGAUGUCCCGGGCAAUGACGUCCCAAAGGCUGUCACGACUAUGGUCACGAAACUUUAGCAGUGGUGGGAGCAGGACGCUGAACAUCAGGAUUAGAUUUUAACCCCGUGGCUGCUGUGAAUGUUAGAAUAUAGGCUUACAUAUUUUUUUGUUUGUUUAUUUGUUAAUGAAGGAGUCAAAUUGAUAGUUAUUUAUUUUUUCGUUAAUUUGGGAGUCGAGUAGCUUUUAAACACAGGUAUUGACAUAUAUGAUAUUUGUAUGUCAGGCAUUUGUCUAGAUGUCGACAAUAAAUAGCCCUUCAUA